This is a messenger RNA of Dendroctonus ponderosae (mountain pine beetle), 2813 nucleotides long. RefSeq lists its product as uncharacterized. The coding region runs from base 87 to 2777 and encodes 896 amino acids. NCBI's taxonomy places the organism in Eukaryota, Metazoa, Arthropoda, Insecta, Coleoptera, Curculionidae. The transcript is spliced from 13 exons. The record is from RefSeq and is a predicted model, not a curated record.
AAAUGUCAAAGGAGAGACAUUCGCAUGAACUAAAGUGUUAAAGUUUGUAAUUUUUAUUGGACGGGAACCGAAAUUAUGCUCAUAAAAUGCCUGAAUACAGUUUCGACUUGGAAAGAAGCCAGUACUUUAAAAAUCGUUCCAGUUUGCUGAAAUCGAAAGAAUCUCCUAAAUUAUCUGACGCAAAGAAAAACUUAGGAGACACUCUCUCCCAGGUAGUAUUUGAACAAUGCGAAGAUGCUCUAAAAGAAGGCUUUGGACUGAAGAAUCCCUUGCAAGGUCCUGGUGAUAUCCUCUGGAUAUCACCCAGCGACUUGCUGAUAGGAAAAAUCGCCUUAAAACCGCCUUUUACUCCAAAAUGCCUGCAGGCUUUAACGCACAAAGGGAUUCUAGAAAUUGGCCAGGAGUUAGAAAGGAAAUUCAGGCAAGAAAUGGAGCUGGACAAGCAAAAAGCUCUGGAAAAGUACAAAUCUGAGCUUCUCACAGUCGUGGAGGACCGCAUGAAAUCCGAAGUAAAAGACGUGGAAAUUAGAGAGCGUCUGGCGUGCCAAAUGGAAAAGGAACGGCAGUCUCAAGAGUUCGAAAUUCUCCUCAAAGACGAAUUAGACAAACUAGAGGCAAACAUUCGCGAACAAUACGAGCAAAUCAUCGCCAAUCACGAGAGCUACUUGAAAUCCAAAUGGGAGGACGCCCUGGAGAUGGAAGUGCAGAAAACCGUGCAAUCAAUGACCAAAAUGUACCUGGCCCAACUGGAUGACCAGGAACGAAGACUAACGGAAAUAUUCAAGCUAGAGUUGAAGAAAAAGGAACUUCUCAGAGAAUUUGACGCCCAACUCUCCACCCAUAAAACCAACGAGUCGCUGCGCCAGCUGAAACACAACCUGGAGUGCACAAACUUAGUGAAUAUGAUGUACGUGAUUUGCACCGAGCGCCAGAAAUGUUGCGACCAAAAGGAGGAGCUGGAGAAGCAUUACAAAGCUGAAAUCAGCAAGCUGGAGGAGACGAUUAGACAACGGGAGCAGCUGCUGGAAACGGUUGCCACUGAAAAAGACCGGCAGCUAGUGGAGGUUUCCAUCAGGGAAACUUGCUUGAAGGAGGUGAUUAAACAGUUCCAGAAGUUCAUUAACUUUGCGCUCCGCUCAGCGCCUGCCCAAGCGGAGUUUCUGCUGUCGGUCGAGAAGAUGAUGGUGUUCGAACUUACCAACAAAGUCACUCAGUCUAAAAUCAAAUCGCCUAAAGAAGCCCCCGGCAUUAUUCCCUGGAUGGAAGUGGGCAAACCCAAGUCCAUCUCCCGAGUGUUAUCCACACUGGAAAUCCACGACAAUCACGAAUGCUUUCGCGAGCUAAAUCCUCCAGUUAAAUCAGAAUUAGAUGAAAACGACACACUUCCGGCAAUAUACUUCAAAAACAAGACGUACGUUCGAGAAGACUUUCGCGACAUGCUGGCAGGUGGAGUGUCGCUUUCCCCCAGCAAUGAACUGUGGAACAGAGAUGUGGAGAUUCUGGUGGAAAAUUGGCGACACCAAGCGGAAGGAGCGCCGGAAAUGUUGGAAGAAACCCCCAAGUCUGACAGCGUCGAAUAUUUAACUCCAACCGAGAGUUUCGAUAAGGAGUCGAUAAUGGUAAAAGUGGUGGAGAUGAAGGACAAAUCAUCGGAGCGACUGGACGAGAAUAUGAUUCUUCAGUCUGAACGGCGUAGGUCAAAUAAAUCGACCGUGCAAUUCGUGGCAGAAGGAGCAGUGACUAAAAGCACCAGAACGUCGAUGGAAUCGAGGAAACUGAGCAUUAAAAGCUCCUUGAAGCCUCAUCAGUUUUCCUGUGUAAACGACAUCGACAUCCAGCCACUGAUGUCCGCCUCCAACCUGCUGGCAGCGCGUGACUCUCUGGACCUGCUUUUGGAGAAGAGGCAAAAAAGCACAUCUGCGGCCAAUUUCCAAGAAAAACCUCAACCAAAACCUGCUCGCAUGCAGGACAAACCUCACUCUCCACUCUCAUUAACUCCUAAGCCUCCCAGCGGCAAAAACCUGGCAGUGACCACAAAGGACUCAAUAAUAAUGCGAUUGCCUGAGAUAGCAAAAAUGCAAUCUUCCAGCAACUUUGAAGCCUCCCCGCGUGAUUCUCUGGAGAUUGCAAGACAUGCCUUGGAAGACAGGCCUUAUGAAGUGAACCCGACUCCUUCCAAGCUGGUAACUGCUAGAAAUUCGGUGGAAAUCCUCAAGGAGUCGUUGCAAAAACUGAAAAUUCCUUCACUGAUUUGCCAGAGGAAGGAAGUGAAAAAAUCCGACAAACUUCCAACGUCUACAGGGUUUUUUGGAACGUGCUGUACUCGAUGUAAACGCAUGGAAGGGAUGCUUGAGAUUUCGGAAAAUGAGCCGACCCGCACUAGGCGAUCCUCCAAAGUGGAUUCACUCCACGACGAUGAACGUUCAGUGAAAAUCUCCCGCAUCCAGAUAAUCAAUCUGGAUGACCAUGCACCGACGCCCUCCACAGUUUCUUUUAAUAACGAGCCGAUGUUUUUCAAGGAACGCUUUUCAGGGGACCGCAUCAAGACUGUAGACGCCAAAAGCACCAUGACGCCUUUAAGCCAAAGGAGUAGAAGGAAGAUGGUUAGAAGAGUAUCAAAGCGCCCAACAAAUCGAUGCAAGAUUGUGGGAGAAAUGCAGUCGAAGGCAGGCGAUCAAACCACUGAAGAAUUCACUGCACAACGGAUUCACUCCUUAAUUAGACUCAUUGGAGAUCAACCGCAGUUGUUGCAGUUGUUUACUUCUGGAGUAAGAUGAGUGUGUAACAAUUGUCAAUAUAUCCUCAUAACAGUU